Messenger RNA from Apis cerana (Asiatic honeybee), 2202 nucleotides. RefSeq names its product cilia- and flagella-associated protein 157. The record is from RefSeq and is a predicted model, not a curated record. Lineage: Eukaryota; Metazoa; Arthropoda; Insecta; Hymenoptera; Apidae. Gene Ontology annotation, cellular component: ciliary basal body; cilium. Gene Ontology annotation, molecular function: microtubule binding.
UUUCAAUAUUACUUCAAUAUAUUAGAAAUAUAGAAAUUUAUUUUAUUACUAUUAGAUUAGCAAUUAUGAUAGCGCAAAUAUAUUAAUAAUAAACAAAAAUGAUAAUAAAAUAAUUUCUAAAUUUAUUUUAUUAUAAUUAUUAUUGUAAUUUAUUUUCUUAUAAAUGUAAAUAAUUUUUUCCUAUGAAGAGUGUAAUUAUAUUCAAAAAUAUUCUUAAAUAUUAAUGAUUAUAAUGCAAUAAAUUAAUAUAUGUAAACAUAACUAUUCCAUUAUGGAAUUACAUUUAAUUUAUUAGCAAAAAUGUAACUUAUAAAUUUUACUUAAUACUUUGUUACAAAAUUAUUGAAGAAUUUGUUACUAAAUUAUCCAAAAAAAUUUUUGAAUAAUACGUUAAGAAGAUUUCCAAAAGGAAAUAUUAGAAUUAUUAUUAUCGUAUUCUUUCUCGUUACCAUGGAGUCAUAAAAUAAUUGAUUUAACAAAAAAUAUCAUUGCGUACUGUUCCUUAAAGUGACGUGCAAAUUGUUCGUGUAUAAUCAUAAGUAGAAGCUAAUUGAUAAAAAUGCAAGCUAAAAAAAGAAAGGUCAAAACUAAAAAAAUAAAGAGAAAAUAUUUGGAUGAAAAAGAAACUUUGUCUUAUGAACAAGAAAUUUUGGAUAACAACAGACAAUUAGCACGAUUAAGAACUGAGAAUGAAAAACUGGAAGAAGAAGCAACGCGCAUAAAAGAAAAAUUCCAACAAUUAGAAGAAGAUCGUUCAGAUAUUAUAGCAUAUUUGAAGAGAAGUUUAGAAAACAGAAUCGAAGAAUCGAAGGAACUUUCUGAGAAGGUUGCUGUUUUGGAAGAAUUGCGAAAAGAUGAAUUAGCUGCGUUUAAGAAAAAGGAAGAUGCAAUGCAACUGGAAUAUAAGACAAUGGAAAAUAAUUUAAACGCAGAAGUUAAAUUAGCUGCUGGUAAAUUAAAUGCAUUAGAAGAUUGGCGAAUAGCUCGACUUGAUUUGAUGAACAAAUUUGAGAAACAAGAGAAGGAGAUGGCUGAACAAGAAAUGCGUCAUAAAGAGGAACUUUAUGAAGCCGAAAAAUCUAUAGUUACCAAAAAAGACAUGAUGCAAAAAGAGAUGAAGGAACAGUUGCAAAUUUUAUCGGAAAGACUUCUGAAAGCGAUUACACUACGAAUAACAGAAAUCAUCAAUCGUACGAUUCGUGAAAAUGUAGCAUUGAAUCGCGAUCUAGAUAAACUGCUGGAAACAAAUAAGAAACUCGAAAAUAUUAACAUCGAACACAAAAAAGUAGAACAGAUAUUAAAGUUGAAAUGGCAAGUAUAUGAAAAGAAAGCGGAAAUUACACAAAAUAAAAUAGUAGAACAAAGAAAUGAAAUGCAUAAAAUUGUUGAGAAUUUUGAAUCUCUCCUAAUAUAUUAUGGAAAUGCAGAAAGAAGUAAUGUUCGUCUUAAACGAUUAGAAGAUAUUUUGGAAGAUAAGAUUAAAGAAAAUAAUAUGUUAGAGAAGAAAAUAAAGAAAUGUGAAAAGAAUAUCAUGAAAGCUAAAGAUGAAAGUGAACGAUUAACGAAAUUAACUAUAAAAAGAGAGAAAGAGUUGAGAUCUUUGAAAAUUGUUUUAAAUAAAGCUACUGCUUUUCUUAACAAGGCAAUAGAGAUUGUAGAAGAAGUGUAUAGUAACAAUAAAUGUCUUGGACCGCUAGCAUCAGAAAUGCUUCAUUCUCUUAUGGAAAUAUUGCAAACUGAUACUAUUAUCAAUAUUGUAGAUUACACGCCUUCUCAGAUUGAUAAAUUCGAAUGUACGUACUUAUUGGGAUCUUUGGGUCUUAUUGAACCCGUUAUAUCCAGUAUACCUGUUAAAAAAGAAGAAGAAGAAGAAGAAGAAGAAAAGAGUAUUCACAUACCGGAAGAAGAAGAACCAUUUAAACCAUUUAAAGGAUUAGAACAAAUAGAAACAUUAAGUGACAUCAGUUCUACUAUUUCCUCUCCCAAAGAAGAUUAAUUUUUAAUUGUAAAUUUUGAUAUAUUAUUAUAUUAUAAUUUUAAAUUAUAUAGAAGUUGUAUUUAUAGAAAAUGGUUAACAUUUUAUUUUUUUAAAAUCUUAUAUUUAUAUUUACAAUAUUUUAUGUUAAAAUAAUCUUAUUAUUUUUUUCAUGUAAUAAUAUAUAUACAAUAUAUAUAAUAAUAAAUAUAUACAAUUAAAUAUAA